This is a messenger RNA of Osmia lignaria (orchard mason bee), 2273 nucleotides long. RefSeq lists its product as uncharacterized. The record is from RefSeq and is a predicted model, not a curated record. NCBI's taxonomy places the organism in Eukaryota, Metazoa, Arthropoda, Insecta, Hymenoptera, Megachilidae.
UAUAGAUAUACAGUCGAUUGUUCUAUGCAUAUAUUUUUGACGACUACUUCAGUACGUAAAUAAUAGAAAAAAAUCGCAGCGUUUCCACAAACCGUUUCCAAUAGCAAAUAGUUUUUCGAUGGAUGAUCUAUUUUCGCAAGAUCGACCCUUCCACCCGAAAGAUCCAGCCUAUGGGGCAUUGAACUUCGAUAUCGGAGCUUUAAACGAAACCCAGAUAAAGAAAUUGAAUUUAAGAAAAGCCACUGAAAGGUACAACAAUGACAUUUAUCUGAAAAAGCAUCCAGAAAUCAGAGGGUUGAUCGCGAUUUUACUUAGACACGUGUUGCAUGUACAACCUUCUAUGGACGUUCACGAGACGAUAGGUGAAUUUUUUAAUAGGCCGCGUGAUCAAAUACUGAUGGAUCUCUUAGAAUAUGGCUUUCGCACCGGACAAACGUUUAACAUAAAAACUAGAUUACCAGCAUCGAGGAAUAUCGAUCCACUAGAUAAUAUCCAAAUUUCGUGUCCGAUUCGUUGUAACAAAUAGUAGGGAAAUAUAUAUCCUUUUGACAGUGACCGAUAUCACCUCGGGUAUAUUUAAAUUUAUUUUAUACUUUUUAAACGGAAUUAAUCGAGCCUUCCAAAACUGAUCGCAUUUUGUAUGUACAUAUAAACGCACGCGAACCCGCAAUGUACGUACUUCUGUCAGAUUUCCGGUUAUUUACGAAAGGAAGUUUACGAUUGUUUGACCAGUUGCACCCACCGUUUCCGGUAUCGUCACCGCAUUCGUCCGUUAUUGUCUAUUCUCGUGUACCAUCAUCCCUGUUUUACCUUUAUGUACGUAUUACGACUAAACGUGUAACAAUUACAUUAAAGGUAAAAGUGUUAAGUAAAUGUGAUUUCUUAUGAUAUCAUUGAAAUAAAUAAGUGAAACAAAGGGUAAAUAAUAAUUGUAAAAUGGAAACGAUCAUUGUCCGUGUGAUAGACGAUAAUUAAAUGCAGCACGAUAUGAAAUGAUCGUUACAUAGUACGAUUAGUUGUGAAUCAUAAUUAAUAAUCAACGUAUAGACCCAACUAUGACGACAGUGAUAACACAACGACAGUGACAUAUUAAUUAGAAGAGAAUAUAAGGGAAUUUUAAUAGCACAUUGAUUGUUUGGAUGAAUACCGUGACUGUAAGUCAGUCCAGCUUAAAUAACCAUGAUAAUUAUUGUAAAUAAAAAUAAAGGAAUAAAGAGAAAAAAAAAUGUGAUAUAAAUGUGUGCAUAAAAUAGAGAAUCCUGGAUCCUACAUAGAGAGGAUCGACGACUUGUGAGAACGGCAUGAACGAAGCGCCGAAGCGAAUCCGAGAUUGAACGAGAAUAGUCGAACAUGGCCGAGGAGUCGCGUGCUGCUCCAAAAGAAUUUCUCCAUCCUCAGUCGUGACUCGGUCGUCGCGGUGAACGGAUCGUUAACGAAGGGGUUGUGUUUGUGUGAUAUUUAAUUUUCUGCAUUCGACCGCGCUCGCAUACACGCGCACACACACGCGUGCGCGCUCGCGCGCAUAAUCAUUGUAUAUUCGAGAAUCGACUUAAUUCUUAGUAGAAAAUGGCGGAUACUAUAAAGGGUGGAAAUAUUAGUCGUUCGGAGUGCCAGGGAACGACGCGCAGCUUGACAGUUGACCAAAACGAAACGGAACGAUCGAUUUUGGAUGGAACGCCAUUCUUCGAGAAAACGAGAUCAAUCGUCUGAAUAUAGGCGACUCCAAGGAACGUACGAAGAUCAAACAAAUGGAUAUAACGCGUCUAGUAUAAAACGCGUCGCGUGAGUGUUCUUAAAUCGUACGUACAAUUCGUCAGUGGCAAUGAGGACGCGCUACUUGGAUCGAUGAAAAAUGUUUGAAUAGUUGUUUCGAUUUUCGAACGAAGAUGAAAGUGUAGCGGGAAGGAAGGCUCGAUAUCCGGCGAAUCGGUGACACUUUUGUUUUCUUCUACGUGGGUUUACGCGUACGUGUGCACUGGUCCGUACCUGUGUGCGCUUUAUUUUUAAUACGUAUAUGAGGCUCUGCGUGUGGAUGCGCGCGCGCGCGCGUGCGUGGUGCCGGACGAUGUCAGAAGUUCGUCGUACGAAUGCAAGCGUCACUUUUAUUCGAUAAGAAUGGGAUUGCUGGUGAUUGACCGACGGUCAGUGCUUUAACGUUUCGCGCUACUUUAUGCGAAUGUACUUAGCCACAUAUACGCGAACUCUGACCAACACGUAUACUCAUGUAUAAUGUAUACGUACCUUGUGUAUGUACACACACACACACACACACA